Racocetra persica is the source of this 303-nucleotide messenger RNA. Lineage: Eukaryota; Fungi; Glomeromycota; Glomeromycetes; Diversisporales; Gigasporaceae. The record is from the annotation of a GenBank genome assembly.
AUGCGAAAUCUUUAUAAUCAAUGGAUGAACAAAGAAAUCAAAGAAUACACUAAAACUAGCAAGACGAAACGUCCUUCGUAUCUUUUGAUUGCUACUUGGGUAAAAGAGGCUUGGGAAGCUGUAGAUAUUAACAUGAUCAGGAAGUCCUUCACAUGUUGUGGGAUUUUUAACGCGAUGGAUGGAACCGAAGAUGAUCUGAUUUUUGACUUCAUGAAAAAAUGGGAAUUUUCAGAAGAUUAUAAAUAUUCAAAAUUGAAUUUAUCUCCAUUACCACAACCCAAUGAUUUAAUAACAGCAUUAUAG